This is a messenger RNA of Gamsiella multidivaricata, 1104 nucleotides long. RefSeq lists its product as uncharacterized. The coding region runs from base 262 to 822 and encodes 186 amino acids. The transcript has a single exon. Lineage: Eukaryota; Fungi; Mortierellomycota; Mortierellomycetes; Mortierellales; Mortierellaceae. The record is from RefSeq and is a predicted model, not a curated record.
CAGUCGGACGCGGAGGUUUCUUUUCUUCUCGUUCCAUUUUUUUAGUAUACAGUGGGCGAAGGCCAGAUCAGAAUUUGGGAUAUAAAAGAAGGGUAUGCUCACCAAAUUACCAAUAAUUAAAAUGAAAUAAACAAAAAAAAACGUGGCAUUCAGCUGAAUUGGAGGUAUCUGUGAUAGGUCUCCUUGGAUAUCAGAUAAGAGCGUGAAGGACGGUAAUAGCUAGCAACUGGUCAGUUGAAAAGCGAGCAAGGCCCUGACAGCAUGGGUCAUACUAACAAAGUGCGUGCGGUGACCAGGGAACUGUUCUGUUCUACAUGUGAGCCAUAUGUGUUGCCUUUUUUGCAGGAAUCGAAAUCGAGGAGCGUGAAGUGUUCCGCAGGGUGCUAUGAGCUGAGGCGCAUGAACACGCGUCUGAGGUCCCAGGCCAAAAAAAAAGCAGCAAUAACUUCAUACAUACACAGUCUCUAUGCUAUGCACUGCUCCUCAUUGGCAAAUGAUGCGUCCAUUCAUGCAGGCACAAAGACCAUCCGCCUGCGGAGGAAUUCUUUCGUGAUUGGAUCAUUUAUCCGCAAAAGCAGCUUCGUCCUGGCUCCAACGUCUGUUCGCGCUCACUCGCGCUCUUUUCUGCACUCAUUCUGCAAGGCAAGACCAUUUCUCCCCAUGUGGUUGAUCGCCGUUCGACAGCAAACGACCGCCCAUGUUUCACUUCGCCUGCGAGUUGUUGAGCACACACGAUCCUUAUCCCCUUCCCAUUGCUUUUAUUUUUCUUCCCGUCCACAUAUCGCAUCAUUCGCAGCCUCCCUUAUCUUCCAAUGUGUGUGAUGCAGUGCAACAGAAGGGGCAUGCAUAAAAAAAAAUGUGGGCGUUAUAGACCACUAUGCAUCUUUUUGUCGGUGUGUGUCGAAGCCGUCUGAAGAACGUGAUACACAGGCGAAGAGAGGCGCCGCACAGGAUAGAAAGAAUGUGCAGCGUGUGCAAAUGGUGAGAUGUGAUAAGAGUAUUACCUUUUAGCCUGACUCGGGGGAUCGAAAGAGGGUCGAGGUAGUCCAAAGCGCGUAAAGAGCGUAAAGAGGAAUAGUGCUGUGUAGCAAUUCAAGCUGUGUG